AUGACGACAUUUGUUCCUCUCACAAAACUCAGGCCAUUCAAAGACAACUGGAGAAUUCAAGUGAAAUGUUUACAUUCAUGGAAGCAAAACACACCUUUUGCAGGUGAUACUUUCGAGAUGGUCUUAGCAGAUCAAUGGGGUAACAAGAUCCAUGCUACUGGCAAACGAUCUCUCAUGCAACGGAUUCAACGUGUCUUUCCUAUAGAUUCAUGGGGAGUUAUUGAACAUGUUACCGUCACUCCAGCUGGUGGUCAAUAUCGAACUACCAACUACAAAUACAAGAUGGUUAUAGCAGAAGACGCUGUGCUAUCAAGAUCAGAUUUAGCUGAUGAUAGAAUUUUCCUAUCUCUUGCUAAUUAUGAAGAAAUUGAAAAUGGGACCAAGAAGCCAGCUUUCCUCAUAGGAAGAAUUCAUGAACUUGGUGAUGUACAGACUGUUCAAGUUUCUGGCGAAGACAGAAAGAGGGUUCAGUUUCGCUUAGUUGACGCAGAAGGAAACAAUCUAGCAUGCUGUCUCUGGGGAACAUAUGCCGAGCAACUUGAACCAUUUACUGGCAAAGAUCAAACAAUUAUUUGUUUGAUCAGGUUUGCAAAAAUCAAGGAAUUUAGAGGAGAGCUGCAAAUCACUAAUGCUUUUGAUGCUUCACGUCUGUUCCUGAAUGCAAUGAUCCCUGAAGUUACCCAUUUAACUGAAAGAUUCAAGCUACAUUUGGUUGUCAAAGAUGACUCUGCAACAUGUAAUUUGAUGUUGCUAGGCUCUGUUGGUAAGUCCAUCGUUGCAGUGGAUGCUGAAGAAUUAUGGGAUGGCUCUUAUGAGGAGAUUGAAGAUCCAGAGAUACUACCAGAACCUAUUCUUAGUUUGGUGGGAAAGUCUUUCUGUUUUGGUAUUUCCAUAACGUCAGACAAUGUCACAAAUGGUUCAGACACUUUUGUUGUUUUAGAGGUUUGUUCUGGAGAUAAAGUUCUUACUAUCGAGACUGACUCUCAAUCUAAUUCUGAUAUGGUCACUACUUCUUCUACCAUGUCAUCUGGAUCAGCCAUGAUGUUGGAUCAAAUUUCCUCUGAUGAGUGUCCAACUCCUAUAACAAAGCGCAAGAAAGAUGAUUAUGACCUACAGGACCUAACAUCUUCUUCCAAGAAACAAUGCAUCAAGAUCAUCAAACAAGAGAAGACCAAGAAUGAUUAG
This is a messenger RNA of Brassica napus (rape), 1185 nucleotides long. RefSeq lists its product as uncharacterized. The transcript has 8 exons. NCBI's taxonomy places the organism in Eukaryota, Viridiplantae, Streptophyta, Magnoliopsida, Brassicales, Brassicaceae. The record is from RefSeq and is a predicted model, not a curated record. The coding region runs from base 1 to 1185 and encodes 394 amino acids.